Molecule: messenger RNA, 1834 nt
Organism: Daldinia caldariorum
Lineage: Eukaryota; Fungi; Ascomycota; Sordariomycetes; Xylariales; Hypoxylaceae
Exons: 4
Coding region: 675-1781 (368 amino acids)
Source: RefSeq, a predicted model, not a curated record
UCCGCCUAGAACACCUAUCUCCUACCUAUAUGUACCUACCUAGGUAGGGAAUAUGGGGUGACGGGCACCGGCCCGUACCUAAAAGCUACGGCUCUGUAACACUUACUCAAUCUUUUAGGUAGUUCGGAGCCGUAGCCUUUGUUUCGGUAUUACAAGGAUCCGAAUGUCUUCGAUUUAGAAUUGAAACGAUUCCUGCUGCGUUUAUUUUGGUCGGAAGGAAUCUCACGUUCUGCAGCGAACCAAAGGUGCCUCGUGGAUCUUGGACCCGAACCGUCGCUAUGUUUCGAAAUGACAGUAAGCCCUAACGAGAAAUAGCACCCUUAGACCUGCAAAACAUACAAGAUCGGAUAUAUUCCUCCCAUCACUACCUGGCUAGAUCUUGGGACAUCUCUUGGCUCAUCCCACGUUUCCUGAUGCAAGACAUGAGGCUGUUUUUUUUUAUCUGUCAAAGGGGCAGGCUGUCUCAUCUUGCUUGUAACAUAUGUGACGUCUCCGUGGCUUCGAGAUCAUUAGAUAUAAUUAGAGUCGAAGUUUUCAGCAUAUGAUAUGAUCUCUUCUUCUAUUUUAUUCAUCCCAUCUGCUGUAAAUGGAUGCGUCUCUCUUGGUCAAGACUUUCCAUGUUUCUAUGCUAAUUAUUUAAUAUUUUUCUUUCUUUUGUGUAUACACGGAACUAUAUGCCUCUCUCCAACAACGCUGUCCCCCUAGUCGGCGUCGUUACGCCUUUCUUAGCCGCUGCGUUUUUGGCUGUUGGCUUACGACUCCACGUUCGUGUGACUCUACUGAGCAAUUCGGGUAUCGACGAUUGGCUAUGCGUCGCCGCGGUACUAUGCUCCUUUGGCACGUACUUGGCGAAUAUGGCUGGGGUAGUAGUAGGCUUCGGCAAUCCGCUAUCAGGCAUGACUGACGAAGAGCGAGUUGUAGCGUUGAAGACACUCUGGAUCUCGCCACCCCUCUGGGGUCUUUCAUCCUCGCUCAUCAAAUUGUCUAUCGUGACAUCGUACCUCCGCAUCUGGAACGGGAAACCCUUCAAGCUAUUCUGCUACGCCCUAGUCCUCUUCAUCUCCCUGUUCGGGCUCGCCCUCUUCUUCGGCGGCGUAUUCGCCUGCGUGCCCAUCUACCUGUCCUGGACCCUCCCCAGCCCCGGUCCCGGUCCCGGCACGGGUACAAGCACAAUACGCGACCGGUUCUGCAUCGACCUCCCGAUGUUCAUGUUUGCCACCUCGAUCGUCAACACGGCGCUCGACCUCGCCGUCCUCGCUAUCCCCGUACCCCUGCUGCGCAAGCUGCGGAUCGCGCCCAGGCAGCGUGUCGCGCUCACCGCCGUCUUCACCGUCGGCGCCGUCGUCUGCGUCGCUUCUAUCAUGCGCCUCCUCGCCUUGUACCGCCUGAUGCCCCGCAGCAGCAGCAGCACCCCGACCCAGGACCCGUCCGUCAGCGGCCUCCCCGUUGGGAUCUGGUCCGGCGUCGAGCUCGACUUGGCUAUUAUCUGCGCGUGUCUGCCCACGCUGCGGCCCAUGCUCGCCCGCGCGUUCCCCUGCUUGUUGUUGGGCGGUGGUGGUGGUGCUGAUACUGCGGCAGUUGAUUCUUCCCCGAGUUGGCGGGGGACGACGAAGCGGGUUACUCGUGAUGAAAACGGGACUUACCGUAUGCACGAGCUGCAUUCCGACGACGAGGAGAACGGAAAAUUAGGAAACGGGGAUGUGGAGGUGAGAGCUAUCCGCGCUCCCGCACCGUUGAUGCAUUUGGAGAGGUAUAAUAAAUCGUAUAUGGAUUUCGACUAGGGUAAUAGAUAAUCUAAUGUAAUCCACAUGAAAUCUAAUUUGGAUGCUCUACA